AUGUGCUCCAUCAUUUGCUUGAGGGCACGGUUAUCAUCAUUGCUGUGGCUCUUCCCCAUCAUUUGUUGCAAUGCGUUUACCGCCUCUUCGAACGCGUCUCGAUUCGCCAACACGAACUGUUCGGUUGUGCUUCCGUACGGUACUCAAUACGAGUGGCGCUUCUCAGCUGGUACAACCCGCAGACCAGUUGCAACUAACUCUGCGGGAACACAAAUCACCAAUAUAACCUUCACGACCAGCAUCUUCGCAACAGACGGGAAAUGGGAGUUCCAAACGACGCAGACUGUCGUCACGUUUCCAACGGCAUUUCUUGUAGAUGCUGAUCAGUAUGCAUGGGCCACGGGACCGGCAACGACAACCACGCAGUUCUUUCCCACCGUAUACCCGCACGCUCAGUUAUCGAACUUUGAUUGGGCUGCCAUCGCGCCCUCGGGCGACCUUGGUGGCCUCCUCUUCACCCUCGCCCCGACUGUCACCAGCCUCAACGGUAUCGGUUACUAUCGAUCGUUAUAUCCAAGCAUCGGACCUAUACAAACUUGCCAGCCAGCAACACCUCUACAAAUCUUCGAUCAGCCUCCAGGAGUGCUUAACGUUGGCACUCUUGAGCUGCCAACUUUCUCGGUGGGCACUCCAACAACUUCCGGUCAGAGCUCCUCUCUUGAGGCCAAUCUCACCGUAACCCUCGGCUCAACUCACGUCAGCCUCACCACUGUUGCAUUGUCGGGAACAUCGACGAGUGAUGAAUACGCUGGAGCUACCACAGCCAGCCACUCAAGCGCAGUCGGCUUUGCUACGCCUUCUCCAACGACUCGCAUCGCAAGUGCUACCGCCGCUUCCUCCGAUCAGACGUUCUGGCCCCCGACGGACCACUCCAACCGUCCAACACCUUUUCAGCCCUCAGAAACAGCAGGAAUAUAUAUCAAUGGCCACCCGCUACCAUUCAACAGCACCAUCACGCUAGGCACGGGGCCAACACUCACGGCGAUUGCUCUGGAGACAAACAGCGCAGGCCGCACCGUGCUGUAUGGCAACAUUACGACGACAGGUCCUACUUCUAUUCCCUUGCUGAGUUCCAGCAUCACCGGCAAUCCGACCUCGCCGUCUGUCCGGUUGCCGAGUAUUGUGUCGAGUCUAACGCCGACAAUUGUAUACACGAAUGACACGUCGAAGGGAAGGAGCUUGCGAGCGGAUAUACGACUGCUAGCUUUGCUAUUGCCAGUACUGGCGUGGUGACGGGUACAGUGACGUUUAGUCUCUUUUGUUCUCGAUUUAGGCGACAUGGCUUCUCUGCGGAGCCUCUGUGGCAGCAUGUAGCUAUGAGUACACAGUUUCAUUUCUAGUACAGAGGUUCUAUAGCACUUGGCCGCCGUAGUAAACAUUCCUUACAUCCACCAUCUUCCUCCCUCUCCCUCGUGCGACGUCUUCGGGUAUGCGUUGUUUGGUGAGUGCUUGGAAAGCAGCCUUGACCACGUUCAUUUUAUUACGUGACCGAGGGGUACGGGCGGCCAGAUCGCUUAUACCCGCAGCGCGUGCGAGUUCGAAGAUGAGGGACUGGCAGCGAUUGCC
This is a messenger RNA of Neohortaea acidophila, 1566 nucleotides long. RefSeq lists its product as uncharacterized. Bases 1 to 1233 code for a protein of 410 amino acids. The transcript is spliced from 2 exons. NCBI's taxonomy places the organism in Eukaryota, Fungi, Ascomycota, Dothideomycetes, Mycosphaerellales, Teratosphaeriaceae. The record is from RefSeq and is a predicted model, not a curated record.